Habropoda laboriosa is the source of this 1381-nucleotide messenger RNA. It is a transcript of the gene cbc, whose product is annotated as protein CLP1 homolog. Gene Ontology annotation, molecular function: polynucleotide 5'-hydroxyl-kinase activity. The record is from RefSeq and is a predicted model, not a curated record. NCBI's taxonomy places the organism in Eukaryota, Metazoa, Arthropoda, Insecta, Hymenoptera, Apidae. Bases 113 to 1381 code for a protein of 422 amino acids. Gene Ontology annotation, biological process: tRNA splicing, via endonucleolytic cleavage and ligation. Gene Ontology annotation, cellular component: mRNA cleavage factor complex; nucleus. The transcript has 3 exons.
UAGAAUACACUACGUAAACAAGAAAUAAUAUUAAAAAAUAAUUGACGUGAAUACGUUGCAUAAAUGUCGUUAUUAAGGUAUGUGACGAGUGGGUGUGAUUUAUAUUAAAAAAAUGACAGACGAAAAAGCUCAAACGCAGGAGUUUAAGUUAGAUUCAGAUUGUGAAUUACGUUUUGAGGUUGAGACGAAGAAUGAGAAAGUCACGCUUGAAUUGAAAAGUGGUUUAGCAGAAGUAUUUGGUACAGAGUUGGUAAAAGGAAAGAAAUAUGAAUUUAUAGCUGGUGCUAAAGUAGCUGUAUUUACUUGGCAAGGUUGUACAGUGGAAUUAGUUGGAAAAACUGAUGUUAGCUAUGUUGCCAAAGAGACUCCAAUGGGACUUUAUUUAAAUUGUCAUGCUGCAAUGGAAAGACUCAGGGAAACUGCAGAGAAAGAUGACACUAGGGGACCAAUAACAAUGGUUGUAGGCCCUUGUGAUGUAGGAAAAUCAACACUUUGUAGACUUCUACUAAAUUAUGCAGUUAGAAUGGGUCGUAGGCCAAUUUUUGUAGACUUAGAUGUUGGUCAAGGUCACAUAGCAAUACCUGGCACCGUUGGAGCACUGCUAGUUGAACGUCCAUCGAAUGUAGUUGAUGGUUUCAGCCAGCAAGCACCAUUAGUCUUUCAUUUUGGACAUAAAUCUCCACAAGCCAAUGUUGCUCUUUAUAAUCUCCUUGUAACACGCCUGGCAGAAGUCUGUUCAGAUAGACUUCAAGCAAACAAAAAAGCCAGAGUUUCAGGAAUUGUAAUAAACACUUGUGGUUGGGUGAAAGGAGAUGGAUACAAACUAUUAACUCAUGCUGCUCAGGCUUUUGAAGUUGAUGCUAUUUUGAUACUAGAUCAAGAAAGACUUUAUAAUGAACUUGUUAGAGAUAUGCCAGAUUUUGUGAAAGUUGUAUUUCUACCAAAAAGUGGUGGAGUUGUAGAAAGGAGUCAAGCACAAAGGACAGAAGCCAGAGAUCAGGGUGUUAGGGAAUAUUUUUAUGGAUCUAGAACUCCACUUUAUCCACAUAGUUUUGAAGUGAAAUGGAGUGAAGCUAGAUUAUAUAAAAUUGGAGCUCCAGUGCUUCCUGCCUCGUGCAUGCCGCUAGGCAUGAAGGCAGAGGAUAAUUUAACAAAAUUAGUAGCUGUUACACCUGGACCAAAUCUUCUUCAUCACUUAUUAUCAGUAUCAUUCGCCGAUUCACCAGAGGACGAUGUAGUGCAAACUAACGUUGCUGGAUUUGUUUGUGUAACCAAUGUUGAUGUGGAGAGGCAAGCAUUCACAGUUCUGAGUCCACAACCAAGACCAUUGCCAAACACAGUUUUACUACUUUCAGAUAUUCAAUUUAUGGAUAGUCAUUAA